Odobenus rosmarus divergens (Pacific walrus) is the source of this 1737-nucleotide messenger RNA. Its product is annotated as tubulin tyrosine ligase-like family, member 13. The transcript is spliced from 10 exons. The record is from RefSeq and is a predicted model, not a curated record. Bases 255 to 1670 code for a protein of 471 amino acids. Gene Ontology annotation, molecular function: tubulin-glutamic acid ligase activity; tubulin binding. Gene Ontology annotation, biological process: protein polyglutamylation; microtubule cytoskeleton organization. Lineage: Eukaryota; Metazoa; Chordata; Mammalia; Carnivora; Odobenidae. Gene Ontology annotation, cellular component: cilium.
GCGCCGCCGCCGCCGGGAUCUCCGAGCUAGGAGCGAACCCCGCAAGGGGCGGGGGAGCGGGCUCCCCCUCGCAAGCGGCGGGGACAGCCAGUCCUGUGGAACAAGGAGGCGGUCCCGGAGGCCCAGCGACGCCCGGGAAGGAGCAGGAGCCGGGCGAAGGGUGGACAUGAGCGACCACCUGAGACCAGCCUCGGACCGCUAGGGGCGGACCCAGCAGCCCCUCCCCUCUCCUCGGAAUCUCGGAACCUAAGAGGAUGGAGCCAAAUACCUGUAAGACCAGCGAAUCGGAGGAAGACUACGUUGAGGAAGAGGAAUCCGAGGAGGAAUGUGUUCAAGGGGAAGCUACCAUCCCUUCUGACUCUCCUCAGCAGGAACUCUCAAAGGCUGACUAUAAGGAAUUUGGGGAUGGAGUUCCCUUAUCUAUUGUAGCCAAGAAAAUUCCAAAGAAAAUCAUAGCCCCAACUGACUCAGAUGACUUAGAAGUUGGGAGGAGAAAGAGAAGGCGGAAACGCAGACCCCUGGCCAUCAACCUGACCAACUGCAAGUAUGAGAGCGUGCGUCGGGCAGCCCAAAUGUGUGGCCUGAAGGAGGUGGGGGAGGACGAAGAAUGGACUGUGUACUGGACAGACUGCUCUGUCUCACUGGAACGAGUCAUGGACAUGAAGAGGUUUCAGAAAAUCAACCACUUCCCUGGAAUGACAGAAAUCUGCCGCAAAGAUCUGCUGGCUCGGAACCUCAACCGCAUGCAGAAACUCUAUCCUACCGAGUACAACAUCUUCCCCCGCACCUGGUGCCUCCCUGCAGACUUUGGGGACUUCCAGUCCUAUGGUCGUCAGCGAAAAAGCCGCACUUACAUCUGCAAGCCAGACAGUGGCUGCCAGGGACGGGGCAUCUUCAUCACCCGAAAUCCCCGGGAGAUCAAGCCAGGAGAGCAUAUGAUCUGCCAGCAAUACAUCUCCAAGCCCUUCCUCAUUGAUGGCUUCAAGUUUGAUAUGCGAAUCUAUGUCCUGAUCACAUCCUGUGACCCUCUUCGGAUCUUCAUGUAUGAGGAGGGCCUGGCCCGCUUUGCCACUAUGCCCUACGUGGAGCCCAGCCACAGCAACCUGGAUGACGUCUGCAUGCACCUGACCAACUAUGCUAUCAACAAACACAAUGAGAAUUUUGUCCGAGAUGAUGCUGUGGGCAGUAAGAGGAAGCUGUCAACGCUCAACGCCUCGCUGCGAGAACAUGGCUACGACCCCCGAGAGCUGUGGGGGGACAUCGAGGACAUCAUCAUCAAAACCAUCAUCUCAGCCCAUUCUGUUCUUCGCCACAACUACCGAACCUGUUUUCCCCAAUAUCUGACUGGAAGUACAUGUGCCUGUUUCGAGAUCCUUGGUUUUGACAUCUUGCUGGACCACAAGCUGAAGCCCUGGCUGCUAGAGGUAAACCACUCUCCAAGUUUCACCACCGACUCCCGCCUUGAUCGAGAAGUGAAGGAUACACUUCUCUGUGAUACCAUGACCCUUGUCAACCUCCGUGGCUGUGACAAAAGGAAGGUGAUGGAGGAAGACAAGCGGCGAGUCAAGGAGCGGCUUUUCCAGGGCCACCAGCAGCCACGAGAAGCCAGGUGCUCCAGGUGUCUGAGUGGUCUUGUUAGCACUGGCCUGGGUGUAAGAGUGCUACUUUAGGUGGUGAAAGUGGUCUGGGGCUGAUGAGCUAUGAAGAAUAACAUUUCUUCUGCAUAGAUAAUAUAUU